AUGGCGCAGCGGCUCUUGCCCCUGCCCAGGCAGCAGUCCCUCUACCCGCCCAGCGUCCGCAACCCCUUCGUGCACGAGGGGCGCCUGAGCGCCCGCGACAAAGCCCGGAUUGUCCUAUUGGGGAUUAUCCUGCUUCCAUUUCGUGCCAUAUGCAUUGCAUUAAUUUUGCUGCUGUCAUGGCCAUUUGCAGCAAUUGCAACUUUCUGCCAUUCUGGAAGAGGGUCCGUGCCGCUCAUGGGAUGGAAGAGGAGAGUGACCCAGUGUGCCCUCCAGUGCUUAGGUCGUGUUAUGUUCUUCUUGAUGGGCUUCCAAGUUGAAGUGAAGGGGAAAGUAGCAGGUCCCUUGGAAGCCCCAAUCCUUGUUGUAGCUCCUCACUCAAGCUUCUUUGAUGGAAUUGUUUGUAUCAUAGCUGGAUUGCCGUCGAUCGUAUCCAGGUUAGAGAACCUGUCGGCCCCCGUAUUUGGCACAAUUCUCAGAUCCCUCCAGCCUGUACUGGUAUCACGUCUAGACCCAGAUUCUCGAAGGAAUACAAUCAAUGAGAUAACUAAACGAGCAACAUCAGGAGGCCAGUGGCCACAGGUACUGAUUUUCCCAGAAGGCACCUGUACAAAUCGAUCCUGUCUGAUCACCUUUAAACAAGGAGCCUUUAUUCCAGGAGUUCCCGUGCAACCGGUGCUGCUCCGAUAUCCAAACAAACUGGAUACUGUGACCUGGACAUGGCAAGGCUAUUCAUUCAAAGAACUUUGUGUGAUGACUUUUUGCCAGCCGUUAACGAGGGUAGAAGUUGAGUUUCUACCUGUCCAUGUUCCUACUGAGGAAGAGAAAAAGGAUCCUACUCUUUUUGCCAACAGAGUCCGUAAUACCAUGGCAACGGCUUUGAAUGUGCCAGUUACAGACCAUACUUUUGAAGACUGCAGACUUAUGAUUUCAGCAGGACAGCUGACCUUGCCCAUGGAAGCAGGGCUGGUGGAGUUUACCAAAAUCAGCAAGAAACUGAAUCUAAAAUGGGAUCCUAUCCGAGAUCAACUGGAUACAUUUGCUGCUAUUGCAAAUGCCUCCAAAGGGGGAAGAAUUGGAAUGGAGGAGUUUGCCGAGCACUUGAAGCUGCCUGUCUCAGAUGUUCUCAAAGAGCUGUUCCUACUCUUCGAUAGGAAUGGAGAUGGCACCAUAGACUUCCGAGAAUACGUGAUUGGUUUGUCUGUUCUUUGUAAUCCUGCCAACACAGAAGAGACUAUUCAGAUGGCAUUUAAGCUCUUUGACGUUGAUGAUGACGGCAGCAUAACAGAAGACGAGUUUGCUUGUAUUCUCCGGUCAUCUCUCGGAGUCCCUGACCUUGAUGUUUCUCAACUCUUUAAGGAAAUAGACACAGAUAAUUCUGGGAAGAUCGCCUAUAAUGAGUUUAAGGACUUUGCAUUUAAGCAUCCAGAAUAUGCCAAGUUAUUUACUACAUACCUAGAGCUACAGAGGUGCCAUCUACAGACAGACGAAGAAGAUGAUUAUCAGACACCAGAAGACACAUACUCACAGAGUAAGACAUCACUCUCAGAAAAGACCCCAAUCGCAAGAAAUAAAGUUGGUCCUGAAAGCAAUGAAGAAGACCUCUCAAGUACUUCAGACAAAAAGGAUGACUAA
This is a messenger RNA of Emys orbicularis (European pond turtle), 1632 nucleotides long. It is a transcript of the gene LPCAT2, whose product is annotated as lysophosphatidylcholine acyltransferase 2. The coding region runs from base 1 to 1632 and encodes 543 amino acids. Gene Ontology annotation, molecular function: lysophosphatidic acid acyltransferase activity; 1-acylglycerophosphocholine O-acyltransferase activity; calcium ion binding. The transcript is spliced from 14 exons. The record is from RefSeq and is a predicted model, not a curated record. Gene Ontology annotation, cellular component: endoplasmic reticulum. Lineage: Eukaryota; Metazoa; Chordata; Testudines; Emydidae.